Choloepus didactylus (southern two-toed sloth) is the source of this 3048-nucleotide messenger RNA. It is a transcript of the gene TSNARE1, whose product is annotated as t-SNARE domain containing 1. The transcript is spliced from 14 exons. The coding region runs from base 140 to 2629 and encodes 829 amino acids. Lineage: Eukaryota; Metazoa; Chordata; Mammalia; Pilosa; Megalonychidae. The record is from RefSeq and is a predicted model, not a curated record. Gene Ontology annotation, cellular component: membrane; nucleus. Gene Ontology annotation, biological process: vesicle-mediated transport.
CGGCAGGCAGGCGGUCACGUGAUGUUUGGGUGCCGUCGCCUCCCCGCGCCGCCCCUCCCCCGCCUGGACGCACGGAGCGCGUCCGCGAGCCGCCCAGUCCCAGCGCAGGGAGGAGGCUGGCCUCCCCUUCUGCGAGAAGAUGUCCUGUGGAUCCAUCGCUGGUGGUGGCGGCCCGGGGAGCCGCAGCCCUUUCGGGGGACCCUCUAGAGAAGGCUAUCAACCCCUAGAGUGCGCUAAGUGUUGGAGCGAGUACGGAAUCCGCCAUUUCCCCUGCCCAGCGCCCGAGAGCAGCCUGCAGGACCGCCGUGCAGGGGAGGACCGGGAAGGCGACGUGGGGCCGGCAGGCAUGCCCAGAGGCCUGCAGGCCAGGAGGCGAGGGCCAGCUGUCACCCCCGAAGGCCGCCGGCCUCUGGAGCCCCCCGUGCCGCCCGCCGCCGGCCCGAGGAAGGACCCGGUGGCUGGGCCCCGUGGCCGCGUGGCCGGCGCCGCCCGCGCCAAGAAGAGGAAGCCCAACUUCUGCCCGCAGGAGACGGCGGUGCUGGUGGCCGAGGUGAGCCAGCACCACCAGCUGCUGUUCGGCUCGGGGCUGCUGAGGGCCGCGCCCGCCCGCAAGUACCGCAUGUGGGGCCGCAUCCUGCAGGCCGUGAACGCGCUGGGCUACUGCCGCCGCGACGUCGGCGACCUCAAGCACAAGUGGCGCGACCUGCGUGCCGUGGUGCGCCGCAAGCUGGGCGGCCUCCGCGCCGCUGCCCCUGGCCCCGGCACUGACCCCGGGCCCCCGGCCCCGACCCUCACGCCCGUGGAGCAGGUGGUGGCCGAGACCUUCUCCUGCCAGGCCCUGCGCCCCGAGGGCCUCGGCCCGGAGCCCCGGACAGCUACCCCGGUCGACCCCAGCGACCUCCAGGACCUGUUCCAGGAGAUGGCUGCCAAUGUCUUCCGGAUCAACUCCAACGUGACCUCCUUGGAGCAGAGCCUGCGGUCCCUGGGGACGCCGAGUGACACACAGGAGCUGCGGGACAGCCUGCACGCGGCGCAGCAGGAGACCAAUACAACCGUGGGUGCCAGCACUGGCGCCAUGAAGCAGCUGUCUGACCUCCUGCGGGGCACCUCCCGGCAGGAGCGACUUCAGCUGGACCGCCUGAAAAAUCAGCUGUCAGACGCCAUUCAGCGCUAUGGCGUCGUGCAGAAGAAAAUCGCAGAAAAGUCCAGAGCACUGCUUCCCACGGCGCAGAGGGGCAGCAAACAGAGUCCCCGGGCCCCCCUGCCUGAGCUGGCGGACGAGGAGAAGGUCUUCAAUGGGGGCGACAUGUGGCAGAGCCAGGAGCAGGUGCUGCUCCCGGAGAUCACCCAGGACGACCUGGAGGCCAUCCGGCUGCGAGAGGAGGCCAUCCUGCAACUCGAGAGUGACCUGUUGGAUGUGAACCAGAUCAUCCAGGACUUGGCCGCCAUGGUGUCGGAGCAAGGAGAUGCCAUCGGGUCCAGCAGCAGCAAGCCCCCCUGCCGGCAGAGCUGCAGCCCCGAGCCGGCCCUGGCGGCCCUGCUGCCCGGCGAUGGGCCCGGCCCCACACGCCUACGCCCGGGGCCCCACUCGCGCACCAAGACGCGCAAGCCCAACUUCAGCCCGCAGGAGACCGAGGUGCUGGUGCAGAGGGUGGCACGGCACUACCCGCUGCUGUUUGGCGCCCUGCGGGCUGCCCCCGCCCGGAAGCACCGUGUGUGGAGCAAGAUCCUGCAGGCCGUGAACGCGCUGGGCUACUGCCGCCGCGACCUGGGCGACCUCAAGCACAAGUGGCGUGACCUGCGCGGCGCCGUGCGCAAGAAGCUGGCGGAGCGGCCCUGCGCCCUGCCGGGGGGUGGCCCAGCCCUCAGCCUCACGCCCGUCGAGCGCAUGGUGGCGGAGACCUUCUCAGCCCCGGCCCCCCAGGGCGAGGGCCCGGUGUUCGAGCCCCUGCCAGGGAGUUUUGAAGCCAGCCCUGAGGUGCUCCUGCCCGUCCUGGGGCGCCGUCGGCCAGCAAGCUCUUGGCUGGAGCCACCGGCGCCAACCGGCGAGGAGGACGACAUCCCCGGCUGCCUGUGGGUGCCCCUGCGAACCCUCGACGGCCCCGGCCUGCCCGAGCCCGACGCCCUGGACUUCCGAGGAGUCUUCCCGGCGCCCGCCCCCUCUCCCUCCCCGCCGGCAUCCCCCGCCUCGGGCCCGCCCGCGGCCGCAGUCCCAGGGACCCCCGGGCCCUCCCCGACCCCCCCGGCGUCCUCCGGGAAGCCCCCGGCGGCGGGACCCGAGGCGGGCGCCUUGGAGCAGCGGCUGCUGGAGUGUCACCGGCGGCAGGGCGCCCUGCUCGCCUCCUGGGCCCGGCAGCAGAGCGCGCUGAUGGCGCAGCAGAACCUGCUGCUGCAGCGGCUGGCGGAGCAGAGCCAGCGGCUGGCGGACGGCGUCGAGGCCCUCAACCGCACGCUCGGCGGGCUGGCGGGGGCGCGUCCGCGCACGGAGCCCGCACCCCCCGGGGAUGGCGUCCCCGCGGCCGGAGGGGCCCGGGGACUCGCCCCAGCCUCCCCGGACAGCCCCGCGGGCGCCCCUGCCGGCCUUGAGGCCUUCUCGGGGAUGAUCCUGAAGGUGGAGGAGGAGAUGUAGGCGCGGGCAGCCCGGGUUCAGGGUGGGGGGCGUCGCCACAGGGGCCCCUCCGGGACCGUCUCAGGGACGACACUGUCGGAGCUGGAAGAGGGACAUCGGGGCACGGCACGGCGCCACCCAGCCCGGGCACCCUGGGUGUCUGGCCCUGGACACGGCCCCGCUGGGUGCCUGGGAGGAGCCCCCAAGAGUCCAACUCGGGGUGUCUCCUGGGAGCUUGUCCUCCUCGGGGCGCAGCUGUGAAGGGGCGGGGUUUCCGACCCGGGGAGCCGCGGCUGGGGUCUGCGCUCCGUUCCCUCCAAUUUCAUAUUUAUAUUAUUAUAAAUAUAUGUACGCACAUACGGUACUGGUACCGUAUGGGGGUGGGAUGCCGUUUUGUACCUGUUGAAUUUUCUUGCAAAAAUAUUUUUCUUAAAUAAGCA